Molecule: messenger RNA, 2952 nt
Organism: Colletotrichum orchidophilum
Lineage: Eukaryota; Fungi; Ascomycota; Sordariomycetes; Glomerellales; Glomerellaceae
Product: piwi domain-containing protein
Exons: 2
Coding region: 1-2952 (983 amino acids)
Molecular function (GO): RNA binding; protein binding
Source: RefSeq, a predicted model, not a curated record
AUGUCUUCCACCGGUCGCUCCCCUACCCGUGGUCCUGCCAAUCCCGGCAGUCCUGGCAGAUCUCGCUCGGGGUCUCAGUCCUCCCAGAAGCCCAAACAUGGCUUUGGGCCUUCCAUGGGCUUCGACCCGGCGAAGCCCGAGGGCGGUCCCAGCAAGGAUCACAUCAACUCGCGCAUCGACCCUCCUCCCGAGUCGUAUCUUAAUGCCGGCGAGACUCCCUUCAUUCGGAGACCCGGUUUCAAUACGGCUGGUAAGCAAGUCAACUUGGAGGUCAACCAGUUCCGCGUGAAACAGUGGAACGACAAGAUGACCAUUUACCAAUACGAUGUGUCCAUUUCUCCUGUGCCCUUGAAGUACAACGUCGUCUUCAAGAAGGUCUGGGACUCUCCACCUGUUCAGGCCAUGCUGAAGAAGUACAAGACCCUCUGGUUACAGGACGGACGCAAGCUGGCUUGGUCCUCGGUACCCAUCAAUCGUGGCGAAGAACGCUUGAAAGUGGACCUUGAUGAGGGCAAGCCAGUCCGUCCAAAUGCCAAGCCGCGUGAUAACUCCUUCUUCUUCGUGAUGAAGGAGACGAAGAAAAUACACCUUGCAGCUCUUGAAGCAUACCUCACUGGCAAAAUGGACUGGGACAACUCUGUUCUCGAGUGCAUGAACUUCCUCGACCAUUUGGUCCGCCAGUACCCCAGUGAGCGCCUUCUAUCGAUUAAGCGCAACUUCUACAACGAGCGCCAGAAGAAAAGCAUGGAUCUAGGCGCUUGCUUAGAGGUCGUCAAGGGUGUCUACUCUUCCGUUCGAAUGAACCAGUCGGUUAUGAAUAAACUUGGUCGUGGACUCGGCUUGAAUGUCGACGUUGCCAAUACGGCAUUCUGGAAGGGAGAUGUUCAGUUGCAUCACUUCGUCAGAGACUUCCUGGGUACUUGCGACCGCAGAUGGCAGGGCAUGGCGCCGAACGACAUCGCCAAUGUCUUGAAGCCAGUUCGCCAGCAAGAUAAGAGCGGCAAGACAGUCUACACCAUGUCGGAUGCCUUCAAGCAUCUUCGAAAGCUAGCAAAGCUUCGUUUUUGCCCCAAGCACCGCGGCAAGGAGAACUGGGACAAGGUUUACACCAUCAAGGGGUUUGCAUUCAACCCAAGUUAUGGCGAGAGGGGUGCUACUACUGACAGCAUCGUCUUUACCAACAACGGCGAGGAGAUGAAUAUCACGCAGUACUUCAACAAGACCUACGGCUACAAGGUUCAAUACCAUGACUGGCCUGUUGUCGAGACUGCGAAAGCCGGCUUCUUUCCCAUGGAGGUCUGUGUAAUUGCUGCAAUGCAGCGAUACAACUACAAGCUCGACCCUGACCAGACCUCGGCCAUGAUCAAGGCUGCUGUCACACGUCCGAACCAGCGCAAGGGCGACAUCAUCGACGCGAAGAACCAGCUUGCGUGGAAGGAGGAUCCCUAUCUCCGCCAAUACGGUGUUGUCUUCGAAGAUCAGAUGGCCAAGACCACUGGCAGCCUCCUUGAGCCUCCCAAGAUCCAAUACGCCAAUAAUGUGAUCAGCCCGAUGUUCUCUGGUCGCUGGGAUCUGCGAGGCAAGAAGUUCUGGGUGCCUAACCGUGCUCCCCUCCAGUCUUGGGGUAUUCUGAUUCUCGAGAAUGCAACUAACAGGGCCAGCGCCCAGGCCUUUGCGCAGACGUUCAGGCAGACCUACACUGGGCACGGAGGCAAAAUUACCAAGGACGCCAUCGUCAUUGACAGUGAGGCCCGGAAUAGCAACGUCGCCGACGCAGUUGCUAAGGCGUAUGCCCAAAUCAAGGCCCAGAACAAGGCCGUACCGCAGCUUCUGUUCUGUAUCUUGCGGUUUAGUAACGUUGGCUCUUAUGAGCGCAUCAAGAAGUCCGGCGAUUGCCGCUUCGGCUUGCUCACCCAGUGCGUUCUUGCCCGGCACGUUGACAAGAACCAGGCCCAGUAUCAUUCCAACGUGGCCAUGAAAGUCAACGCAAAGCUGGGGGGUAUUACCUGCCGCAUUCCUCACCCGUCUGGUCCUUCUAACAAGGCCCCUGCCUUCUUCAAGGAAGUCACCAUGAUUAUUGGUGUCGACGUCUCCCACGCUACCCCCGGAAUCGACGCUCCCUCGAUGGCGGCGAUGACCAUGUCGAUGGAUCAGGAUGCUACCUUCUACUCUGCUGCCGUCGAGACCAACGGCUACCGCGUUGAAAUGCUCUCUCCAGUGAGCGCCCGCACCUUCCUCGGUCGUCUCAUGCCCACCUGGCACAAGCGGAUGAACUACCCAGCGCCGCCUCCCCACAUCGUCUACUUCCGUGACGGUGUCAGCGAGGGUCAGUACUCACACGUGUUGGAAUACGAAGUCGGAACGAUGAAGAGUAUCAUCAAGAGUAUAUACCCCAACGCCACGCAGCCCAAGUGGACGGUCAUUGUGGCUACCAAGCGUCAUCACAUUCGCUUCUUCCCGCAGCAAGGUACAGGUGACAAGAACGGAAACCCCCUUCCGGGAACUCUCCUCGAGAAGGAAGUCUGCCACCCCUUCUGGUGGGACUUCUACCUCUGCUCGCACGUGGCUAUCCAGGGCACUGCCCGUCCCGUGCACUACACCAUUCUGAUGGACGAGGCCAAGAUGGGUGCAAACGAUCUUCAGCGGAUGAUCUAUGGUCAAUGUUACCAAUACGCUCGCUCGACGACCCCCGUAUCACUUCACCCGGCAAUUUACUAUGCCGAUCUUGCCUGUGGCCGGGCUCGUGCACACGAGAACAUUGCCACGUCCCAGGGCUUCCGCUCCGGCCCCAAGGCGGCGGAGAUGGUUGACGAAUACGGCGCUCGCGGCCAGAGCAUGUUCGAGGGCGAGCGUCCCACCGAGUCCCUUUCCCUGCUGCCUCUGGGUGGCAAGGGCCCUGACGCUGACCCUCAGGCAUCUGAGAUGUUCAAAGGCACCAUGUGGUACAUCUGA